UAUAUAUAUAUAUAUCUUUCUUUCUUUGCAAUGAGAACAGUGUAAACUGCGAGACACAGAAUGACCAGACUGAACCAAAAAUGUAUCUGCGAGAUCUGCACCUGUGGGCGUCAUCACUGCCCACAUCUGCCAACAGGGUUCUAUGAUAAGAGUGGAGAGCCCUGUCUGCUAACUGAAUAUCAUGAAAAGUAUCCUUUGUAUGGAAAUGUCAAGCCUCGGAACAGCUUUAAACCUGUAAACCAAACGCAAGGAAACCGGGGUAGAAUGGAAGGAACAUCAACAUUCAGAUCGGAUUAUGUACCUCAUGAUGUUGCACGUAGACCAGGUCGUGUGCAGAAGGAAUACAGACCACAAUCUGGUCAGAUGGAUCACUCUACAACCUACAAGAUGGACUAUAACCCUCACAAAGUGAAGCCUGCAGCAAUGAUUCGUCCUGCAGAGAGAAAACCUGGGAAAGGAACAAAGGUAGACACCAUACCUACAUACAAAGAUGAUUAUAGAAUGUGGGAAAUUCCCAAAAAGCCACCGAAGGCAGAUCAAGCUUAUUGUCCUCCGACAACAAAAUUUGGAAACCCAAGUACAUUUCAAGAUGAUUUUGGUCCCAAGGGAUUAGUGGCUACAGAGAGCUGCAAACCACCAAAUAUUCCAAAGGUAUCUGAUGUUCCCUUUGAAGGUUUAACAAGUCACCGGGUGGCUUAUGUUCCUCAUCAGCUAGAGAACCGAUUUAUUAGACAAAAAGAAGAAUACAAACCAAGUGACCAACCUUUUGAAGAUCUCACCACUCACCGUCGUGAUUACAGGGGCCUGCACGGAGACCUUGCUAAAAGCUGCAAACCUGAAUCCACUAAGAUAGGAUCUGAUGCACCCUUUGAAACUAGCUCAGAAUUCCGUGAUCGAUAUCAACCAUGGCCUGUUUCCUUGCCCUAUGUCCAUAAAAAACCCAAGUACGUGCAACCAGAUGGCCACAUGGAUAUGAAAACCACCAGCCAGCUUGAUUACGUAGGACAUAAAAUCAAGCCUCCUGCACCUUUCAGGCCUGCAAGUGCUAGAAAGGUCCAUGCUCCCUUCCAGGGAAAUACAACAAUGAAGGAAGACUUCAGGCCAUGGGAUACACCAAAGCUUUCAUUGAUCAAGAAAGACGAUGAGAUAAAAAGACCUUCUGGGAAGUUUGAUGACUUGACAACAUUCAAAUCUCAUUAUAUUCCACAUCAGCUCAAUCCAUCACAAAGCUGCAAGCCUUCAAAUCAACCACUGCACAGCACGACACCAUUUGAUGAUGGGACCAUGUAUCGUAUAGAUUAUACACCUAAGAAGUUAGAAAUAUGUCCAGCAAGCUAUCCAACUCCACCAGGCUAUAUCUUUGAACACACCGAUACACGUGGUCAUAAAUUAUAUCAGAAGCUACCAGCGUUGGAAUCCGAUAAUAUGCAACCGGCAUUUGAAAUGCAGCAUCCAAAUGAAAUAGCUGUGGAAUCCUAA
Molecule: messenger RNA, 1479 nt
Organism: Callorhinchus milii (elephant shark)
Lineage: Eukaryota; Metazoa; Chordata; Chondrichthyes; Chimaeriformes; Callorhinchidae
Gene: saxo2
Product: stabilizer of axonemal microtubules 2
Exons: 4
Coding region: 61-1479 (472 amino acids)
Biological process (GO): microtubule anchoring
Cellular component (GO): sperm flagellum; centriole; axonemal microtubule
Molecular function (GO): microtubule binding
Source: RefSeq, a predicted model, not a curated record